AUGCGCGGCUUCUCAUACCUGCUGGGCACGGCCCUUUCUAUGGCCUCGGCCGUUUCUUCCACAGCCAUCAUCCUCCCUCUAUACGUCUGGCCUAUCGAUGACAGCACUUGGAGCCCAGUCUAUGAUGCCAUCUCGUCGCAUCCGGAUAUUGAGUUUCAAGUCAUCAUCAAUCCUGACAGUGGUCCUGGAGAUACCACCUACCCCGAUGCCAACCUCAUCACUGGAAUCUCAACGUUGAACAUCUAUGAUAAUGUCCAUGUCAUCGGCUACAUCCGUACCAAUUACGCAGAAUGUGCGCAAGCGGAGGUUGACAGCCAGAUCGCCGUGUACAGCGGCUGGUCGUCCUACACCGCAAAAAACAUUUCAGUCUCGGGGAUCUUCUUCGACGAGGCUCCUCGCACCAACGACAACACCAAAAUCUCAUAUAUGCAGAGCAUAUCAGCCACAGCCAAAAGCAGUAACCUGAACACGAUCGUGUUCAAUCCCGGAACCCCGCUGGAAGAAGAGUCGGCGGCUGAAUACUUCGAGGCGGCCGAUCUGAUUGUCGAGUUUGAAAAGCCGUACUCUGAAUGGACAUCUAUCAUCCCGGCAGAUCAAUUUUCUUCCAGUAAGACAUAUGGCAAAGAUGCUAUGAUUGUGUAUAGUGCACCUCUGACCGCGGACUACGAGGCUGUCGUUCAAGAGGCCCAAGGUAUGGGAUUGGGUGCUGUUUACUUGACAAGCAGUGACGAUUACAUGUCUCUCGAUACUGUGCCGAAGGUUGCGGCCUCUUUUACUCAGUAA
Molecule: messenger RNA, 783 nt
Organism: Penicillium brasilianum
Lineage: Eukaryota; Fungi; Ascomycota; Eurotiomycetes; Eurotiales; Aspergillaceae
Source: the annotation of a GenBank genome assembly